UCAGACUUCAGUAGCUCAGCACCCUGCACGGUUGAAUGGCAGGGCCCGGGAGGCUCACUGUUCCGAGAUGGCCGGAGAGGCAAACAAAGAUGUGAAGUACUACACCCUGGAAGAGAUUCAGAAGCACAAAGACAGCAAGAGCACCUGGGUGAUCCUGCACCACAAGGUGUACGAUCUGACCAAGUUUCUGGAAGAGCAUCCUGGUGGGGAAGAAGUUCUAAGAGAACAAGCCGGGGGCGAUGCUACCGAGAAUUUUGAGGAUGUUGGACACUCUACUGAUGCACGAGAACUGUCCAAAACGUACAUCAUCGGGGAGCUCCACCCAGAUGACAGAUCAAAGAUAGCCAAGCCUUCGGAAAGUCUCAUCACUACCGUGGACUCUAACUCCAGUUGGUGGACCAACUGGGUGAUCCCAGCCGUCUCAGCCCUGGCUGUCGCCCUGAUGUAUCGCCUCUACAUGGCAGAAGACUAACUUGCCUUUCCUUCUGUGUUAGUGGAACCAGCGAGGAACUCUUUGUACUCUUCAACUCUGCAAAUGUGCCUUUUUCUUCAUCAACUUCAUUUUUAUGUUUCUUCACUUACAUAAUUUACUUACUGUAAGCACGAUCU
Messenger RNA from Arvicola amphibius (Eurasian water vole), 609 nucleotides. RefSeq names its product cytochrome b5. The record is from RefSeq and is a predicted model, not a curated record. Gene Ontology annotation, molecular function: heme binding. Lineage: Eukaryota; Metazoa; Chordata; Mammalia; Rodentia; Cricetidae. The transcript has 2 exons. The coding region runs from base 68 to 472 and encodes 134 amino acids. Gene Ontology annotation, cellular component: intracellular membrane-bounded organelle; mitochondrial outer membrane.